CUUACUCAUGGCUAACAAAAUGAGUUCAAACAUCACUACUGCCCCCAGUGCCGCUGCUCUGACUACUGCCAAGCCUGGCUUCGUCGAUGACAUUAUUAACAAAAUACCUCUACCCAAAUGGGCUCUCAUCGUCAUUGCAAUUGCGGCAGGCCUUCUCCUCAUCCUCUUCCUCAUCUGCAUCAUCAAGUGCUGCUGUUGCAAGAAGAAGCACAAGAAGAAGGAGAAACUCAACUUGCAAAACAUCAAUGGCUCCACCACUGCCAGCCUGGUCCAGCCAGAUAUGGAAGAUUUGGAGUCUGGACUCGAGAAUGAGAAGCGAGGAAGGCUGCAGUAUUCCCUGGAGUAUAACUUUCGUAGCCAGGAGAUGAAAGUUGGAGUGAAGCAGGCAGCAGAUUUAAAGGCCAUGGACAGUGGGGGGACCUCUGACCCAUACGUUAUUGUCUACUUAACAUCUGAUAUGAGGAAGAAGUAUGAAAGCAAGGUUUACCGGAAGACUCUGAACCCUGUCUUCAAUGAGACCUUCACCUUCCAGAUUCCCCAGGCGGAGAUGUCUGAGUCCACCCUGGUGAUGCAGAUCUACGACUUCAACCGCUUUGCCAAACACAACAUCAUCGGCGAGGUCCGGCUGCCUCUGGGCGACUUUGAUCUGCAGCACGUGAUUGAACAGUGGCAAGAGCUCACCGCUGCCAGUAAGAGGGAGCAAGAGCGCCUUGGGGAGAUCUGUUUUUCACUCCGAUACAUCCCCAGCACCAGUAAGCUCACAGUGGUGAUCUUGGAAGCCAAGAAGCUCAAGAGGAUGGACUCAAGUGGAUUAUCAGACCCCUUUGUCAAAGUGCAGCUUAUCUUGAACAAGAAGAAAUGGAAGAAGAAGAAGACAGGUGUGAAGAAGAGCACUUUAAGCCCCUACUUCAAUGAGGCGUUUAAUUUUGAGGUGCCUUUCAACCAGAUCCAGAACAUCGACUUGGUGAUUUCGGUCUGGGAUCACGACAAGGUGACCAAGAACCAACAGAUCGGCAAGGUGUUCCUGGGCUGCAGAGCCACGGGCAACCAGCUGCGCCACUGGUCAGACAUGCUGGCCAAUCCCCGCCGACCCAUCGCCCAGUGGCACAGCCUGCAGCUGGUAGAAGAAGUGGACAAUGCCCUGGGGCUGAAAUCCCACUUCAAGCUGCCUUUGCCUGGCAAAUAAAGGGAGGCUUCUAUCUCUCUCUCUCCACUCGGGAGCAUAAGGAACCUGAGACAAUGGGCAUGCUUGGAUGGAUGGUCUGGAGUGCCAAGGAAAGGCAAGAAGAGCCCGGGCUGGGAGAGUUGGGGGGAUUUUGCUAUGAAGAAUCUGUAUUGAUUAGCAUACAAUCUGUAUCGAUUGUAGCCAAAAUAUAAGUGAGUAAGAACCAAGUUCCCCAGGCCAUGUUGGGAGCUGGUCACUCAUGCAUAUGGCACCUUAGGCUAAUGACAAGAGCUUUGAGAGCACCCGAACCUACAAUCCAUCCCCAGCGUAACUAUCCUCUGUUUUGAGCCAGUGGAGGGGACUGUGUGGAACAUGUCUCUGUGCUAAAUUUUGGGGUUGGGAGUUGACGCAGAGACAAUUAUACCCAAGGCAGGGUGGGUGGGGAUCUGGAAAGAGCCUGGCCUCGGGUGAGGAGGGGAAUACUGGAGAUGUACGGACACAUGGAGUGGGUUAUUUCCACCAUGUCUAGGAGAGAGAAAUACAUGCGACUGAAAAUAAUGCAAUAACGACACUUCCUUUGACACAAACCUGCACAAUAACAACACCACAGUUCAAUGGACUGCCAUGGAUGGAUGGGCUGCUUCUUACUGGAAGGACCCAGGUGGGAUGAUCAUCCAGAAUCAUAUU
Messenger RNA from Caretta caretta (loggerhead turtle), 1852 nucleotides. RefSeq names its product synaptotagmin 8 (gene SYT8). The record is from RefSeq and is a predicted model, not a curated record. Lineage: Eukaryota; Metazoa; Chordata; Testudines; Cheloniidae. Gene Ontology annotation, molecular function: clathrin binding; calcium ion binding; phosphatidylserine binding. Gene Ontology annotation, cellular component: dense core granule; exocytic vesicle; plasma membrane. Gene Ontology annotation, biological process: calcium ion-regulated exocytosis of neurotransmitter; synaptic vesicle endocytosis.